UCUUUGUCCUGAUUGGUCAAUUAAAUGCUACUCUAUCUUACGGGUAAGAUUUUUGAACGCAACCUAAAUGUAGAGAUUAUGCAGAAGUAAAAUCUACUUUCAUUCUAAUAGGUGCGAGUUGUUUCGAAUAAAAAUCGAUCGCUGUGAGCGGUUGUCUCUUAUCUCUUGAUCCAAGUUAACGUCAAACACGAUACAAGCGAUUUUGGUGUAAAAUGAAUUUAGGAAGAGUGGCUAACGUUAACAUUUUCCGCAAGGUCCGACAGCUUGAGACAUUGGUCAAACCUGCUAGUUUACUCCAGAUAUGCAAAUAUAAUCCAACACAAACCUUCCCCAAAUCUAUUUCAAGUCUUGCAAAUCUGAAUCGUUGCAUAAUACCUAAUGCAAAGAAUUAUUCAAAAUGCCGUAUCUUGUCCAAGUUUCCUGUACAAUCAACAGUCAGUGUGACUCAAACUCGUGUGGCAAGUACCCAUGGUGAUCACGUACGCGUAUGGCUGAUAGAAAGAAUAGUGUCUGCAUCUUUCUUAUCACUAGUACCUGCCGCUCUGCUCUUCGAAAAUAAAUUUAUUGAUAUAAUAUUGGCAGCUGCCGUCGUCAUGCACACGCAUUGGGGAUUGGAAGCUAUCAUACUCGAUUAUGCACGGCCCAUUGUGGUAGGCACAGUAGUACCAAAAGUGGCGUUCUUCAUGUUAAAUCUACUAUCUGCCGCAACUCUCGCUGGUCUGCUUGUGCUAAUUUAUAAUGGUCCUGGUCUUACAAAGAUCAUUAAACAGGGCUGGACAAUAGGUAAAGACAGAGAGAAACAGAUCUAAUUAGAUGUUAUCACUAAACACAAAUAAUUUGUUUGUUAGUAUAUGAAGAACUUUUUGAAAGAGAUGAUAGCUUGUAAAUUAUUCGGGAAUAAAUUAUUUACCAUAUAAUAAAA
Formica exsecta is the source of this 922-nucleotide messenger RNA. RefSeq names its product succinate dehydrogenase [ubiquinone] cytochrome b small subunit, mitochondrial (gene SdhD). Gene Ontology annotation, biological process: mitochondrial electron transport, succinate to ubiquinone; tricarboxylic acid cycle. Lineage: Eukaryota; Metazoa; Arthropoda; Insecta; Hymenoptera; Formicidae. Bases 213 to 809 code for a protein of 198 amino acids. Gene Ontology annotation, cellular component: membrane; mitochondrial envelope. Gene Ontology annotation, molecular function: ubiquinone binding; heme binding. The transcript is spliced from 5 exons. The record is from RefSeq and is a predicted model, not a curated record.